UAUUCGCAAUCGAUUCCGCGAAUCUUUCUGGGGGUUGUAAUGGCUGCAAUUUGUCUGAAUACCGGGAAGAAGAUUCCCGCCUUGGCGUUUGGUACCUGGAACGCGAGUGGCAUGCCCAGAUCAAGCAGCAGUGAUGAUGAGAUCAUCUUUCAAGUCAUUGCGGCAAAUGGACGCCAUAUUGACACCGCUUCUAUCUACGGUAAUGAAGAAGAUGUCGGAAAGGCUGUUCAACGGGCGUUGAGUAGCGGUUUAGUGAAGCGUGAUGAUCUGUUUGUUUGUACAAAAUUGUGGUGCGCAUAUCACAGUCGCGUGGGCGUGGCCUCAGAGGUCCGACUCUCUUUAGAAAAAUUGCAGCUCGACUAUGUUGAUCUCUAUUUAAUUCACGCACCGUGGUCAAUCAAGCCUGAUUCAGCCCUCAAACCUAAAAGUUUUAUGGAAACUUGGCGAGCGAUGGAGGAGCUGUAUGAUAGUGGAGUGGCCAGAGCUAUUGGUGUGUGUAACUUUACCGUGAAGAAAUUGGACGAGCUUCUUGAGUAUGCUCGCAUCACUCCUGUAAUAAAUCAAGUAGAAUCUCAUCCCUACUUGCAGCAGAAUGAGCUACUUGAAUAUUGUCGAUCGAAAGGGAUUGUUUUUUCUGCCUUCUCACCGCUUGGUUCACCCAAACGAGGUCCCAACAACAGGCGGGAUGACGACCCUAUUUUGCUUGAUGAUCCUGUAGUGUGUGACAUUGCACAGCAGCACAAUGUGUAUCCAGCUCAAGUCUUACUUCAGUGGGGAUUACAACGAGGAGCUGCAGUUGUAACCAAAGCGAGUACAAAAGAGCGAGUCGGGCAGGCGUUAGAUGCGUGCACGUUGCAAUUGUCAUUGGAAGAUGUUAGUCGGUUAGACGGCUUAGAAUGUGGGUUUAGGUACUUGAGAAUGGAGCCUUUCAAACGACCGGGACAGACACUUGCUGAUAUCUGGGACCAAUAGAAAUACGCUGCUUUAUACUGUUAUCAUAAAUGACUAAAGCUUGUCACAUAGCAUACAUACCAACUUGGUGAUGAGUGUUAUUACUAUAGUACGAAUGACAAGAAUCAAUAGCCUUAA
Messenger RNA from Corticium candelabrum, 1089 nucleotides. Its product is annotated as aldo-keto reductase family 1 member C1-like. The transcript has 2 exons. NCBI's taxonomy places the organism in Eukaryota, Metazoa, Porifera, Homoscleromorpha, Homosclerophorida, Plakinidae. Gene Ontology annotation, cellular component: cytosol. Bases 40 to 972 code for a protein of 310 amino acids. Gene Ontology annotation, molecular function: aldose reductase (NADPH) activity. The record is from RefSeq and is a predicted model, not a curated record.